Molecule: messenger RNA, 17926 nt
Organism: Podarcis lilfordi (Lilford's wall lizard)
Lineage: Eukaryota; Metazoa; Chordata; Lepidosauria; Squamata; Lacertidae
Source: the annotation of a GenBank genome assembly
AUGUCCUUGUCUGUCUGUCUGUCUUUCUCUCUCUCCGCACCCCCACCCCAUCAUGGGGAGGACAACCUGCAUUACCCUUGGUUGAUGUUGUCUCUUUCUGGUUGUCUUCUUGGCCAACAGCCCUCUGAUCUGCACCCAAUGAUGGCUGCUGCCCUCAUAGCCAACAAGCCAGAUUUUGUCAAGCUGUUUCUUGAGCAAGGUGUGCGCCUGAAGGAGUUUGUUACCUGGGACACCCUGAUCUACCUCUAUGAAAACAUGGCAAACUCCAGCGUCUUCCACACAAAGCUACAGAAGGUGUUAAUGGAAGAGAAGGAGCGCUCAGCUUUCUCCAAAGUGCCAAGAGUCCAAAUGCACCAUGUGUCCCAGGUGCUGAGGGAGCUGUUGGGAGAUUUCACUCAGCAGCUGUACCCUAAGCCGAAGAACACUGAGAGACACCGGCUCUCUAUCGCCGUGCCUCAUAUCAAGCUCAAUGUAAUGUAUCUCUGCAUGUUACUAAUCCCUUAUAACCUUUCAUGGCACCCCUUUUUAGUACAGGGCAGUCCAUACAUCCCCUCGCCACUUCUAAUAGUGGUCCCUGCACCAAUGCCAGGAGAACAUCACCUUUGGUAAGCUAGUUAUACGUAUACGUUUUAAUAUUAUACUGCGUCCUGCAGUCAGUUUGCUGUAGCAGCAGAAGCUGAAUGAAGAAUUGAUACUGGAGAUUUCUUUUACUGGCAUCCAGGACAUUCAUGCCUGGACAUUCAUGCCAAUUUCCAAUGUUCAAGGUGCAAGUGCCAUCAGUUAUGUAACCAAAACAGCACUGCCCAAUUGCAAUAGAGAGGUAUCAGCAGGUUUGAAAAAACCUUCCAGUUUGCAGAAGUAAAAAAAUACAACUGUAAGGAGGGAAACCCUGUCAACCUACUGCCACAGAAUGCUGACUCAGUGUUUGGGGGUAUGGAGACAAAAAUCGGAGUAGAAUAGCGGAGCUGGAAUCCUGCACGUCACACUGAAACAUUUUGUUGCCGGUUCCAUUUACUCUAUGUCUACUGCCCUUUCUCCACUCACUGGUGCAAAUCUUUGAUUUUUACUUCCUUUCAAUAUGAUUGUGGAUCUCUGUAUCCCAGCCUCUCUCCUCUUAAAUUUAGUUCCAAGAUUUUGUUCCAUAACUUCAAAACAGGAAAAGGCCUGAUGUGCUGUAUCUUCCUAGACUCAAGGAAAUGGCCUUAGAAUUAGUUAAGCAAGCUGAGGGAGAAAAAGAGACUGUACCGGGGUUAGAUGCCUCCUUCCUUGUGCCCUCUGUUGGUGGCAGAAGCUGAAUGGUGAUUCUAUGGCUGUGUUCACACUAGACCUUUGAAGCACAUUUCCCCCCUCAAACAAUGCUGGGCACUGUAGUUUGUUACAGGUUGCUGGGAAUUGUAAAUCUGAGGAGCAAGCUACAAUGCCCAAAAUUUUCUUGAGAAUGUGCUUUGAAUUCUUGAGAAUGUGCUUUGAAUGAGCUUUAAAGUUAUGUGUACACAGCCUCCAUGAGGGAAAUUAAUUUGAGGCUGAAGACACCCAAUCCAGUAUUGACGUUUGUGUGAAGAAGGCAUCACUGACCAUGGUGUGUAUGCUUGAUAGUAGGACAGAAAAUGAACAUGAAAAUUAAGAACAAUAGUCCUCCUUUCACUCACACCACCACUUAGCAAUUGUUAUCUGAUUCCAGCUUUAUAAUCAUGUUCUCCCCCCACCCCUCUUUUAAAGGUACAAGGGGUUAGUCUCCGAUCCCUGUACAAGCGUUCUGCUGGCCGAGUCACAUUCACAAUGGAUCCCAUUAGGGACUUGCUUAUUUGGGCAAUUGUCCAAAACCGCAAGGAACUGGCUGACAUCAUCUGGACCCAGGUAAAGUUUUUCUUUUUUCAACCAUCUCCAGAUAGUACCAUACCCAGCUCAAGAAAAGCUGGUAAGAUGUCUUCAUACUUGUCUUCCUUACAGUCCUGAGCCUUCACAACCUUCACCGCCUCUGCUAGCAGCAGCUCCCUUGCAUGAGACAUGGAGUUCCUUUGGCACUCCUUUAACAUGAAGGGGCCUUGGGCCUAGUUCUCACUUAGGUGAUAAAUUUGAAUCUGGGUUGCACCAGUUGAGGCUGCACACGACAGAAUGCUCCUCCAUUAAAAAAAAAUGAAAGAUAUUCUCCACAUAGAAGAUUAUCCUGGAUUUCUAAUGUACAGGGAUUUUUUAUUUUUUUGCAAAGAUGCUGUUACUCCUGUGAGUCUCUGCUUGGAGUUUGAAGCAGUCCAGGCCAGUCACAGGUUUGCUAGUGAGAAGUCAGUGAGAAGCUGGGAAUGACAAAGACGUCCACAGACUAGGAGUGGGAAGGGCUGAGAGAGCAGCAAGCUCACUUCCAAAAGAGAGGACUCCUGAAGGUUACACGGUCAACCUGGGACCCAGAAGUAUCAUGUUCUUACUAACCUGAGUCCUUUUGCUUCAGAGCCAGGACUGCACUGCAGCAGCUUUGGCUUGCAGCAAGAUACUGAAGGAGCUGUCCAAGGAGGAAGAUGACACUGACAGCACAGAGGAAAUGCUGAGCCUGGCAGAGGAGUAUGAGUACCGAGCCAUUGGUGAGUCUGGGCUGGUAGGCCUCUGAUCAGGGUGCGUUAAGUCCUCCAACUUACUGGAUGCUUUCCUGUGAUACCUACUCUGUCUCCCCUGCUCACACUACAGACCACCAUGGCGUUAUCUCAUGAAAGGCUAGAUCCCUCAGUACAACUACACAGAUCCUAUACAUUCAGUUCAUUCUGAAACAUGGGUGUUUUGUAUGUAAAUGCUCUGUAAGCAAUGAUCCCAAAACCGGUGAACACUGGGAUCAAGAAGCUACACUACAACUAUGCCUGUUCCCUAACUAAGUCGCUUUUAGAGCCCUGCCCCCCUGAGCUCCUUGACUCCAGUCAGUCACACACAUAGUUGUAGUCUCUGUUUCUAUGACUAGAAAUGCAGUGUCAUUAUACUGGUACUAUUGCUUAUUAUGUCCCUGCAAUGCACAUGAUGCUCACCUGUGACCUGUGAGAGGCACAGGGCUUGCCCACACUUCCUCUCGCCCCACUGCUUUUCCCUCUGGGAAACUCGUUCUUUACUGCUGAAUCAGAGCAAAUGUCAGUUGGGGUUUCCUGUGGACUGACAUUUGCUUUGAUUCAGUGGUAAAAGCAGGGAUAGUGGCAGGGCUGGUGGAAAACCCUUCAGUCUAGGACCACAGUGGCUGGCCAAGGUCACCCAGAGAGCUUCAUGCCUGGGUAGGGAUUGCGAACCAGGCCUCUCCAGUCCGGGGUCAACACAAUAACCACUACACUACUGUGGUUUUCACAGUUUUGGCUGUUAAGCUUGUUACAUAGCAGCUCACUAAUCCUCAGGCUAAGCUACCUCACAGGCUUGUUUGAGGUGGAAGUGCUUCUCAGAGAACCUGUGGGAGAGAAAUGCAAAAGAAAUAAUAAGAAUCUCUAAUCCCGGUUACUCUUCUAGGUGUCUUCACUGAAUGUUACCGGAAGGAUGAAGAAAGAGCCCAAAAACUGUUGAUCCGCAUAUCUGAUGCUUGGGGGAAGACCACCUGCUUACAACUAGCCCUGGAGGCCAAAAAUAUGAAAUUUGUGUCUUAUGGGGGCAUCCAGGUUGGAGUGCUUACUGACAAAACUUUGUUUCUUAAAUAGUAAUGUUAAUCUGAUUUACAGCUAACUGUGCAAUAUGUAGCCCCAACAGAAUGGAUUAACUGAAAUACUUAGAAGAGAGACCACUGUUGGGGAAACAUCACCCAAUUUCCACCAUUUAAUUAAAGUAACCAUCUCUGUUUCUACUACUGCCUGAGAAACUUCACGCCUCACUAUGCAUGGCCACUGUUGCUGAUGCUCCAUUGGCAGAAAAGGUCACCCUUCUCUAAGCAGAGUUCCAUUUGGCUACUGGGAAACUUUGGCUGCCCCUUUAAGAAUUCCUGUGUUGUAGUUCCUGCUGCUCCAUUGAGGGUGAACACUCAGGGUUUGAACUGCAGAAAUACUGCAGAUACUCUACAGCAAAGAGCAGGCCUUUUAGAACAAGUAAUGGUGGAAAAUUGUAAAGCAAUACCACCAGGACUACAUUAGUUCACAUCUAAAAAAAUAAGACAAAUAUCAUCUGGGUUUUCAGAAACAAAUGAGUGAGUGAAUGAACAUAAGAAUAGCCCCACUAUAUGAGACCAAAGGCCUACUAGUCCUGCAUUCUGUUUUCAGAGUGGCUAACCAAAUGCACCAGGAAGAAUGGUGUUGACUGUAGAGGGGGGGGAGCUAUUGUGGAAACACCAUUCAUUCUAGGUUGCAGAUGUGAAAUCAGUGUGUGAUAUGGGGGCACAGCAGUUAAGUCAAGGCCUACAGUUACUGUGUGGUCUAAAUUUUCCCGAUAGGUGGGAUUCCUUGUACUGCCAGUGAUUCUGACUCAGCUAACAACACAGCUCAUGCUUGUGUGCAUCCUUCUGGGUCCUGAGAUCCACACAUGAUGGCCACUUUCAUUUUGCCAGAGCAUGUGACAAGCCCUAUCACCCUCCUUUUUUACCUUUGCCAAGUUCAAACCACACAAAUUUCUGGCAUAUUUUUUUACCACAGUCACAGUCAUGCUAUUUAGCAUUUGUCCUCUAUUCUUUGGCAUAAAGCCCACAGACUUUCAGCAGAGAAUGUUGCCUGCUGUCCUCACUGCAAACUGAUCCCUAAGUAUGUCCCAUCUUUCGCCUUCUGUUCUUGACCUUACCCACGACAUGGAAAACAGGCCUCAACCUUCAUUGCACCUUGUUCCUCUUUCUAGGCUUUCUUAACCAAAGUUUGGUGGGGGAAGCUGAGUGUCGAUAAUGGGAUAUGUCGGGUCAUCAUGUGUAUGCUGUUCUUCCCCCUUCUCUACACUGGCCUCAUCACAUUCAGGUACUUGUCAGGGCUUGACUGCACCACUCUCUGGCAUAGAGAUUUAGUUCUCACAUUUUUGUACUGCAUGGUAGCAGCUAUGACCAGUCCACUCUUACAAUUCUCUGGUAUCCUCCAAAGAUGUAAAACUAUAUCAUUCUUUCUUACUUUUCACAGAGAGAAGAGGCUGCAGCCUAUGACUUGCCUGAACCGCUUCCGAGCCUUCUUUACAGCUCCUGUCGUCAUCUUCCACCUCAAUAUCCUUUCCUACUUCACCUUCCUUUGGCUCUUUGCCUAUGUGUUGAUGAUAGAUUUCCAGCCAACUCCAUCCUGGCGGGAGUAUGUCAUCUAUUUCUGGCUCUUCUCCUUGGUGUGCGAGGAGACACGGCAGGUAUUGGCUGUGCAAAGGCUGCCGUGACAAUGCAGUUCAGAAACAGUGCUCUCAAGUGCCUGUUCCCAUAGGCUAUGUGUGGGGAACUUUUUCCAACCCAAAGGGUCACAUACCCUCAUAGGCAACCUUCUGGUGGCCACAAGACAGUGCUGAAUAGUGAGUAAGGCCAGGGCAUGACUGGGGACAAAAGUGGAUAGAGCAAUAGAUGCUACCUUUGUACACUUUGCCUUUAUUAUAGUCUAGCAAUGCGGGUGGCGCUGUGGGUAAAACCUCAGCGCCUAGGACUUGCCGAUCGCAUGGUCGGCGGUUCGAAUCCCUGCGGCGGGGUGCGCUUCCGUCGUUCGGUCCCAGCGCCUGCCAACCUAGCAGCUCGAAAGCACCCCCGGGUGCAAGUAGAUAAAUAGGGACCGCUUACCGGCGGGUAGGUAAACGGCGUUCCAUGUGCUGCGCUGCCUCGCCAGAUGCAGCUUGUCACGCUUGCCGCGUGACCUGGAAGUGUCUGCGGACAGCGCUGGCUCCCGGCCUAUAGAGUGAGAUGAGCGCACAACCCUAGAGUCUGGCAAGACUGGCCCGUACGGGCAGGGGUACCUUUACCUUUACCUUUACUAGCAAUGCAAAAGUCAGGGAUUUCUACAGACAAACACACCACAACUCUCUUCAUCCAGAAUAGCAAGAGAAGCAUCAUCAUCACAGUUCAAGAAUACAUUCCAGCUAUGCAAAAGCACUCAUGAAGAGUGCUAGGCAAAGACAGUGAGGGAUGUAGCCUGGGGACGAGGCAUGGCAUGGAGAAUCUCAGUGGCCAAUUAUAGAAACCUUGAUGGCCAUAUUUGUUCUGUGGGCCUGAGAUUCCUCCCUCCCUAGUCUUCUGGUCCUUUUGAGAUUAUUGUUUUACGUGUGAGAAAUGAGAAAAUGUUACUCAGCUUUUGGAAUCAACCUCCAAGAAAACUGCAUUUGAUAUCCUGGUUUGUAAUUAGAGAGCAAGUCCCAAUUUUCUGGUUCAUAUGCAAAAGAGAAGGGAAUAGUGCCUUGGCACAAUGCUUUUUUGAUCCAAUAAACUAUGGUUAGUAAAAUCAUUUCUUUUCCUUUAGCUUUUUUAUGAUCCAGAUGGGUUUGGCUUAGUGAAAAUGGCUUCCUUGUACCUCAAUGAUUUCUGGAAUAAAUUAGAUGUGUGUGCCAUCCUAAUCUUUAUAGCUGGGCUAAGCUGCAGGUGAGUUAAUAUGCAAUGAUUCCAGCUAGCUGGAAAGGGAAGAGAACAAGGCAUAUUUGGAAAAUGAGUGGGGGUUUUUAAAAUCUAAAUGCUGAUUUAUGCUUAAUUUUUUUCAUCAAACUGGAUCACUUUGCCAACGUAUAAUUGGAGGAGGCUUGUGUUUAUGUUGUAUUUUUAUCCCUCAGUUCAGUCCCCUUUAGAUCAAUGUAUGAGGAAGCUUAUAAGCUGCCCAUUUGCUACCAGGCCCAAUUCAACAUGUUGAUAUUAGCGUAUAAAACCCUAAAUGACUUAAGGGCCCAAACUCUUGAAAGACAAUCUCUCCCCAUACCUCUCAAAUCAGGCCCUGUGUUAUUCAGGGAAGACUCUUCUUCUGAUCAUCCUGAUGGCUUUAUCCAUCUUGCUAUGAUGCAGAAUAGGGCCACCCUAGUGGCAGCGCCCUGGUUGUGGAAGAUAUGACAGUCAUCCUCACUGAUCAUUUUUAGGAAGCAGCUCUGACAUCUCUCAGAAGAAUGGUCUAGAAAAAUAAGUACAUUUAUGUAUGCAAAGCUGCUGCCUGCUAUGCCACAGUUCCCUUUAACUGGCUCUUUCAUGAAUUGGCAGGACUGGAAUUGUUGAGCAUUUGGCAUCACUUGCUGCUCUUUUCCUGGUUGGAGAUCUAAUCUCACUCCUGACACUCCCAACCCAGUUCCCUCUAAGCCUCUAAGCCUCUUCUAUUUCUAUGGGCAUUUUUCAUCUUUUGGCUGCUGUGGUUGGUAUGCCUUAGGAAAUAGUUGUAGCAGGAGCAUAUGCACAAUCCCCUUUGUUUAUUUGAAUGACAGUUGUUUGCUGCAGCAGGUUGGACACUAGUGCAGAGUUAUAUGGGUCCUUUGGUAAUUAAGCCUCCUUGCUUCCUUGUGUCUGGGUGUAGUGAUAUUUGGGAAUGUCUUUCUAAUAUUUCCUCUUGCUAUCUCAAUAAGUGUGUUUUUGUUUCUUUCCCCUGUGCUAAGAUGGAUUCCAGCCACUUUAUAUCCUGGAAGGAUCAUUCUGUCUCUGGCUUUUAUUAUUUUUUGCCUGCGUUUGAUGCACAUAUUCACAGUCAGUAAAACUCUAGGUCCCAAGAUCAUCAUAGUGAAGAGGAUGGUAAGUUGUUUCUACUGAUAAGCACCAUGGUGACUGCAUAGUCUCUGGCAUUCCUUUUAUGAUGAGGGUACCAGAAUCAAAUACGCCCUGGGGCAACAAUUGUUUCCAUGGCAAAAAAGACAAAAGAAAUAAAUUUCUGCUUUGUUUUGUGGGCUUACAGAUGAAGGAUGUCUUUUUCUUCCUCUUCCUCUUGGCUGUUUGGGUUGUGUCCUUUGGAGUCGCCAAGCAAGCCAUCUUGAUCCACAAUGAGAAGCGUGUGGACUGGAUCUUCCGAGGCGUUGUUUACCAUUCUUAUUUGACAAUAUUUGGACAGAUCCCUUCCUAUAUCGAUGGUACAGAAUACAGAAUCAUUGCAUACUGUGGACUAGCAAGGGACAAUUUGUUUGAAUGCCUCACUUCACCACUAAGAGUACAGACAGCCCACCCCCACUUGCAUGCGACCCAAUAUUUGCGUGGUGGUGGGAAAUAGAUUCAAACCAGGAAAUGGCAGUAGACAGCUGGAGAGUCCUCUUGGCCUGAAGAGGACUUCAAUGAGGGCGUAGGAAGUCCCAAAGAGAUCUGAGAUGCAGUGAGGCUUUGUCUAGACUGCUCAGAGUCCCCACUUAACAGCUGAAACACAGGGUAGGGCAGCAGCAGUAGCUGCUGCUUUUCUGCGCAGCCUCCAGCCACCCUCAGAGCUUCAACUCUAGUUGAAGAGUUGUGUGGAGAGAGAGCAGAAGAGCAGGAAAAAACGAGUUUAGAGGCUUUUUGGAGGAUGCUCCCCACUUGCAAUUUUUGCUUAUGCAUGUGGGUGCCUAGAAUGUAACCCCCAUGUAAGUAGGAGGAUGCCUGUAUAUAGUAAGCUCAUAACUUAUAUGUUUGGCAAAAAAAUAAUCCAAAAAAAUUGAAAGCGGUCGACCAUCUGGGGAAAAAGACUUUGGCAACCCCACCUGCCAUCAAACCCAAUGUGUUUUGACUAUACAAAAUUUGGCUUUAGGCAUAAUCCCAGGAAUGUGUAAGUUGUGGGCUGACUGUAUUCAAACAGCUCCAAAUAGGCCCAGACCUGACCUCACAUGGGGGUACUGUGUAAAAAACAGUAAACAUGAAGCAAUGGUGGAAGCAGUCAUUAACUAAAUAAACGUGAUAAUCAAGCUUUUUAGGAAAAUAUGGCUACCUAAUAUGCUUUUGAUUGAGGCUGCUCUGGCAUAAGCAACCAUCAUGCUGUUAUCAUGUGUUUCUGACUUUGUAUGUGUGAUAAAAUUAUCCCAAUGGUGCCUCUUGUGUUAUGUAAGUUCUGGUUUGAUUAAGUAUCAUCUGAAGUAUAUGCACCAAUGUUUGCUUCUUAGUCCCAAGGCAGCUACAUCACUGGGUUUCUCAGCUCUUGUUCUUAGGCUGCUGCUAUAAAUAGCACUUCAAGCAAAUACAGGGUCCCCAGGAGAUGAGCUCCUGUGACAUGUCUCUGGCAGCAAUUCACUGGCAGCACAUCUUUAAUAACAUUUCUCAGAGGGAGGAAGAAAAGUGUGUGAUUAUGUGAAUCUCCUCUCAGAUUAGCUCCUGCUUUCAUAUCAGUCAGUAAAGGACUGAGUCAUUCAUUCCAUACCUUCGAAAAACUUUGUUUUCUAAACUCUAAACAGAGCUUGACGUCUGUCAUUCUGUGUUAUAGAUAUGGCAUUUCAGAUUACUCUCAGCAGGCAAGAAAAUAGGAUGAGGACUUCCUGUUCCAGGAACAGCUCAGCACUUUUGAGGUUCAUUGUGUUUUAUGGCAGGAGUGAACUUCAACCCGGAUCAGUGCAGCCCAAAUGGUACUGACCCAUACAAGCCCAAGUGCCCAGAAAACAAUGAGACAAACCAACAGCCCAUCUUCCCUGAGUGGCUGACGGUCAUCUUGCUCUGCCUGUAUCUGCUCUUCACCAACAUCCUUCUCCUCAAUCUCCUCAUUGCAAUGUUCAAGUGAGUUCUACAUUCAGCACCAACUUCUAUCAUUUCUUUCCCCUUAGUUCAUUUCUAACAACAAUGAGACUGACAGGCCUAGAAAACCUGUCAUGGUCACUGCCCUUUGAUCAACUAAGCUUCUUGUAAUUUACAUCAAGCCCAGGUUGCCAAAUGCACAGAACCCAACUAGAGGUUGCAUGGGCCAGUUCAGGACAUCACUUGAGCAGCUAAGCAGAGGUAGUAUAAAUGGAUAGUAGCAGGCAGUUCUGCAAGAUGCCUCCACUAUUCAGAAUGGAGAUGUGCUUCUGCAAAACUUUGUCCCUCCAUCACUACUUAUGGGAUGUUUAGGAGAGGACCACCACACUCUAUAUGUAUGGUGGUACCUCGGGUUACAGACGCUUCAGAUUACAGACUCCGCUAGCCCAGAAAUAGUACCUCGGGUUAAGAACUUGCCUUCAGGAUGAGAAUAGAAAUCACACAUCGGCGGUGCAACAGCAGUGGGAGGCCCCAUUAGUUAAGGUGGUACCUCAGGUUAAGAACAGUUUCAGGUUAAGAACAGACCUCCGGAGUGAAUUAAGUUCUUAACCCGAGGUACCACUGUAUUUAAAUUACAACCACAGAGUGGCAGAGGUAACUCUUGUAUUCUUUUCUCCCAGCUACACAUUCCAGCAGGUGCAGGAGCACACCGAUCAAAUCUGGAAGUUUCAGCGCCAUGACCUGAUUGAGGAGUACCAUGGCAGGCCCCCUGCUCCACCACCCUUCAUUCUUCUCAACCACCUUCAGCUCUUCAUCAAGCGGGUCAUUCUCCGGAAGCCAGCCACACGGCAUAAGCAACUCAGUAAGAAGCUCUGCUGGGUAGGGCCUUGCAGAGUGGGUGUUGCAAGGUCAGCUUGACUGGAAUUAUGAUAUGAGGGUAUCCCCUCCAUCAUUGCUGACCAUUUUUAUGAUGACCUGUGACAUUCAUCAAUACUGGAAGGGAGGAGAUUGAAGCAUGUGCUAUAACGGGGGACACCAGAGCCAUUGGUUCUCUUAGGGGACCCUGGAAAACAACAGCAAUGUUGCUUGGCUGGCUGGUACCUCAGUCUCCUCUGUGCCUUUCUUCAUGUAAUUCCUACUCCUAUGACAUUAUGGUAUGCACAACAUAUGAGGGUGACACAGAAUGUUUAAAGGCAACAAUGGGAAUGUCUACAUUAACAGCUUUAAUCUUAUUAGAGAAAGGAAUAUUUUUAUAUACAUUGGAUUCAAGGGAUGGCCAAUCUGCCUCUCCUCUUCCAUAACCAGGAACUGUGUACAUUACAUUGCUUCUUCUGUUUGAUUGAUCUGCAGAAGAGAAGCUUGAGAAGAAUGAAGAGGCAGCUCUCUUGUCCUGGGAGAUGUACAUGAAGGAAAACUACCUGCAGCUUCAACAGUCUCAACAGAAGCAGAACACUGAACAGAAGAUCAGUGACACUGCAGAAAGGUGAGGUAUCCUUGCCAUGCUAAGUAGUCACCAAUGCCAGAACAACUGGGUAUGCUGCUCAUGGGUACAACUCAAAAGAACCUGGUGGAGCUAGCUCUUCACUCAUGCAUACUGCUCUUAAGGCCUUGCAGCUGCCAGAAGUCCUCACCCUUGCCCUACCCUUUCCUACCACAAUUUGUUCAUCAUGACUUAGAACACCACUUACUGUGGAAAUUAGCGUCAUAAGCCCACACUCCAUUUUAGAGGUGCACCCCAUGGACAGUCUUAGAAAAACAUCUUUACUCAUUCAUUAGAGCUAUAAAUGAUACACCUAAAUGGCAGGUUUUGAGGGCUCAGUGGCUUUCUAUAGGAUACUGCCUGCACCUCUCACUUAACACUGAUUUUCUUCCCCCAAGAAUGGAUAUGCUGGUAGAAAUGCUGGACCUCGAUCGGGUGAAAAGGACAGGCCUGGUGGAGCAGAAGUUGGCGUAUCUGGAAGAGCAGGUGAGGGGUGACUUUUAAGGCUUCCCCACCUGGAGAAUGCUGAAGGCUCAUGAGGAGGAUGGGGUGAACUUGUCGGUCAAUGUCAGGAAACUGGAAAGGGUGGGAAGAAAAUAAGAUCAGGUGCCCUAUCUUGUGUCAGCCACAUUACUUCACUGCAUUACAGAGGUUUCCAUACAGAGUUUCUUAAGUGUUGGCUUCUUUCUGCCAUUAAGUAGCCAGAGGAAAUGUGGCCAAUUGUCUGCUCACCUACAUGAUUAACCUUAUCUAAGUGGAGAGGAUGUUCUCUAGGGAAGAAGGGAGAUCCAUGAAUGAUUCACCAGUAAGAACAAUGUGUUUCCUGGACCAGAAUUAGAGAAAAGAUCAUUCCCAGGUUCCUUUUUGGGACCUAGACUAAAUUAACAGACUUAUCUUCUCCCUCCCUCUCUCCCUCCCUCCCCCCCUUUCUGGACAGAGGUGCUGGUCAAUGAGUACAGGCCUUAACAAGUUUGAUGGGCUGCUUCUUUUUAGAUGUUCCAGUUUUCAAAGGCACUGCGGUGGGUGGUUCACUCACUGUCAAGCAGUGGGUUUGGAUCAGAAGAAGAUGUCCCCACCAUAGGUAUGUCUGGCUACAAAUAUGAGUCUGAGGACUGUUUCCUCUCUCUCUCUAUAUAUAUAUAUAUGUAUAAAAUUUUGAUUCUGAUACUUGUGGUAUAUACCUACUUUGUACUCAUCACUUACGACUGCUGGGAUAGCUCAGUCAGUAGAGCAUGAGACUCUUAAUUUCAGGGUUGUGGUCUGGAGCCCCACAUUGGGCAAAAUAUUCCCACAUUGCAGCAGGUUGGACUUGAUUAACCUUGUGGUCCCUUCCAACUCAACAGUUAUAUGAGGGAACAGCAUGAAUUGUUUUCAGGUUUUCCAGACAUAUUUGUCCUUCCGCUCCCCCUGCAUGUAUUUUAUAAGAGAAACAUUGUGAAUUAUACAUGCACACACAAAUGCUAUUGUUCAUAACGGAAGUGAAAUGUGUGUACCGUAUUUUCUACUUGGUUUUUGGAACCUGAGUGCAUAAUGUGUCACAAGAAGUGGACCUGAGAUGGGCCAAUUGCCCAACUUAGUUUGAGCUAUACUGAGCAGUACUUUCCCUGGACAUGGCAAUUUUGAUUAUUUAUCCAUGUGUCAGUUCUAGUAAACUAGUGCUGUCAUAUUUCAAACAGUGAAGAUCUGGACAGAAAAGUUGUUGAGCAUUUUGGCAAAAUAGCAAACAAAAUUGCCAUUUUUGAGCUAUUUUUAUGGGUAAUUGGCAAAAAUGGCACUGCCGGCAUGGGCUGCCAUAUGUCAGGUAUUCUGGAUAUGUCCAGGAAAUUCCAGAUGUAUGGCAACCCUAAGUAAACAGACAAAUCUGGGACUGAAGUCUACCACUGACAGCCAUCCAGAUCCAAGGUAGUGGUGAUGCUCAAUAGGAUAACAUACCAUAUUACCUAAAUAAUGCAUCUGUUAGGUGUGGCCCUUAACUGCUGUAAUUUCCUUGCUUUUGGGAGCUUGAGAAAACAUGGAAAACACUUAACAUAACAUGCUGAAAUGUAACUCUUUUUGCUAAUUGAAUUAUACCUGUGGAGGAAAACUUGUUUCAUUAGGAGGAAAGACACAAACAGAAUUGUAGACAAUGAGUGUGAUAGAAUUUGCCUUAGUCUAACCAGUUUUGAGUAAAAGAGUAUAUCAGAAUACUGUCUUCCAGCAGUGGUUGGUUGGCUGGAAAUAAAAUAAAUUCCAAAAAUAUAGAGACACAAAAGCAUGGCAUGGCGAGAUCCACAGUUUGAAUACGUGGAGUGUGAAGAAGUCAUCUUGUUUGACCUAGUUCCUAGCAGAGCCCCUGAGAUGAAGGAAUGCCAUGAAGAGGAUGUCCCAGAAUCUUUUGACACCAUAUAUCAUGUGAGCGCCAGGAACCUCAUGUAUCCCAGCUCCACUGCUGUCUGCUUUCCUGUACCAGAUGAGAAGGUGCCUUGGGAGGUAGGAGCUUUAUAUCUUAGGGAACAAGAUAUGGUUUCAUAUAAAGAAGAAGGAAUGAUGCCAUAAGUCAUAUGUGACCACAGUUGUGCAUGACUGAGAGCAGAGCUAUAUUACAAUCUUAAGAUGGUUUAAUAGCCAUUACCUCUCCCCAGUGAACCCUGCGAACUGUCCUUCUGUGAGGACAGGGGCAUUAGAAAUUUCUAGCAAGAAUUUGCCAUACUCUCACAUUCUAUAGUUCUGACACAGGAGAAGCCAUGUCAAUUAAACUGGCAAAAAAUGUAUAUAGAGAUGUGAUACAGAUAUUUGUAGUGUAUAUAUGAUGCCUAUAGACUUCAAUUAGAAUGUGUGUGUGCAUGCCCCCCCCCCCCCACAGAAUUGCCUUUGGGCUCAACCUUCACUGAAAGUUGAUGGUAGCAAUAUUGUCAGCUUCCCUUGGCACAAUAAGAGGGGUCUGAAGAGAGCCCAUGUGCAGUUUUUGCCACGGGUGCAUUGCUCAUGCAUGAGAAAACAUACUUACUUGUUUGUUAAGAUUAUAUACGCUGCCCUAAGCUAACAAGCUUUCAUGGUGGCUCACAAGAUCAUAACAAGAUAAAAGUAUGAAUAACAAUCAUAUAUAACAUUCAGUAACACAGGAAAAAACAAGCAAAAUCAUGUGGCACAUUAGCUCUGGGAGUAUUGUCAGAGCUGCCAAACAAAGAAAAACACACUCCGGAAUUUAGAUACAAGGAAAAUCAUAAAUGAAGAACUCUGAGUUCUUGCUUCUGGGUUCUUAUUAAUAGAUCAUGCUUGAAAUGUGAAUUUGUGCUGCUCUGGAAGACUCUGAGAUAUGUCUAAAACAUCCUUUCCCCCUGACAGGUAGAGUUUGAGAUCUACAACCCUCCCUUCUACAGUGCAGAAAGGCAGGAGAAUGCUUCACCUGACUUCCUGAAAGAGUAUGUAUGUCCUCAGAGAGUCAGAAACAUACACACACUGUAUCUGUACUGUUUUUGCUCUUUCUUCCUCUGUUUAUGCCACCCAUCUUCUAGUGAUUGUAUUUCAUUGUACUGGUAAACUACUUUGGGUUUGAUUUUCAUUGACUCGACAUGUUGCGGAGAUGAAAGCUUUGUCCCUAUCUUUCAGCUCUUUAGAGAAUCUUUCAAGGAUAAACUUCAACAGUAUGGAUGGAGAUAUCAACAGACAGAGCUUCCAUGGCACCUAUCUUAUUGAGGACGGCCUGCCACUGUGAGUGAGUCUGAUAACAAGAGUGGGAAUCUUCAUUAUGGUGCCCACAUCACACCAGCAGCAACAUAGUUCUUUUAAUAUUUUUAUAGGAAUCCCAUGGGAAGGACAGGCCUGAAGGGCCAAGGUAUUCUUCGGUUCUUUGGACCAAAUCAUGCUCUUCACCCUGUUGUGACACGGUGAGUAGAUAGCAGAGUGCCAUUUCUCAUCCCUAUAAGUGUAGUCGUCUACUCUAAUUUGGUAGCUCUGUGCUCAGGACUGUGUGAGAAACCACAAAAUAAGCUAUAAAUGAAAUGUUACCAUGAUUUCUACUUUGAUUUCCAAUAAAGGGCAGGAGCCUGUUCUUACUCCUCAGUUCUUGGUUCCAAUCAAGGGCAAUUUCACCAGGUUCAUUUUUAGAGCAGCAAGAUGCAUUUUUUUCCUCACUUCAGACUUGUACUCAUCCACAAGCAGUCUGCUUUUCACAAGUUAAUACUGUAAAGUGCCCUGCCUAUUUUCAGAGCACCUUUGAGCCUCAGCUGAUAAAUGCAGCGCCUUUGCAGGAGUAAGUGCUGUAUCCAUGACAACAGGCCAGGAAAAGAAACAUGGAUGUCCCUAGCCUGAAAACUGACUGAUGCAGGUCAUGUGGGCUGCAGAUAGCUUCCUUGCUUCAGAAGACACUUUCUUGCUUCCAAAAAGCAGCGUUUUGUCCUUGUGUCCGGGAACAAUGUCAAAGAAAUUGUAUUUGAAGCUGAGAACACUUCACAGGCACCAGAGAAGUCCAUCACAGUAGCUGUGGUGCAGAGACUUCUCACUAUCAUUUUUUAAGAUGCAUGUAUACAAAGAAUGAUAGCUAUAGCCUGUCUUUUUUCCAUUACACAAUUCAAGGCGGCAUAUGUUGGGUUCCCAUGUGGUCUUCCAUCCAGACAGUGUCCAGACCCAGAGCUGCAUAGCUGCCUCAAAGUCAUUGUUUCAAGUAUCUUCAAAACCAUGGGAUAAUACUCUGUAACAUCUUUCUCUAUGGUGUUUGUAGCUGGAGGAGGAAUGUGGAUGGAUCCAUUUAUAGAAAAAGCUUAAAGAAAAUGCUGGAAGUCUUAAUAGUAAAAUUCCCCUUUUCGGAUCAUUGGGCUUUGCCUGGGGUAAGUAGUUAUAUUUCUUCACAUCUAGCCCAUAUCUGAAUAAGGGAGGUGUAUGCCAAGGUUUUAAUAAAGUCAGAGUGAUAAAUUACAUGAGCUGUUAAACCCCUGCAUUCCAGGGGUUCUGCCAGAGAAAAUGCCAAACCUAAAAAGCCUUUCAUAAAACAAUAGGGCACUAAAACUAUGUUAAGCUGACCUUCUUUCUUAGCCUUGUGCCAGUGAGCUCCCACUGAUUGUUGUGUUAGGUGUAUCUUUUGUCUGAUUGGUUCUUAAAAGUUCAAGCCAGACGUUCUAGCUUUCUUGUUUGAGUUUCCAAGAUUUGACUGUAAUACUCAUUCACUUGAAAGGCAUACUUUCCUGCAAUUCCAAGAAACGUUUGCCAGCUGGAAACCAGAUAGAAACUCCUGCUUUCUUGGCCUAGUAUCUUGGAACAUACUAUGUGGAAAGCUUUAGCUGCUUCUUACAUCAAGUAAUGUUUUGAUUUUUCUUCCAGGGAUCUUUAGAGCCAGGGGAAGCUUUGCCACAGAAGUUGAAGCGGAUCCUAAGACGGGAAUUCUGGCCACAAUUUCAGAAAUUGCUGAAUCAGGGUACAGAGGUACUUUGAGCACCAGUGGGGCUUUACAGAAACAAGGGCACUAUCAGUGAACCCCUUCGCCCCACUCCCAAAAUAAUGUAUGAGAAGAUGGUGGGGAACCACAUUACAUUAGGCUUUGGGGCAUGAUGCACCAAAUGGGCACAUGACAUAGUCUUAAAUCAAUAGUGUUUUAAAAAUGAAGAGGAGGUUUCAGGCUCCAGACAAUUCACCAGUACUUUGUAAUUUCCUGUGGACACUCCUCUGGUCAUACACUCCUCAACUGCUGCCUUAGAUUACAUCUGUGGGCUGGGGUGCUGAAGCAGAGUAGACUCUGUCAUGCUUUCCCAUGAGCCCUUAACCAGAGAUCCACACAGUGGUUCCUUCCUACAAGGCCCAGUAUGGAAAGCUGAUACAGAGACAUGGUGCAGAAGAGAAAGAUGGAGGAAACAAGUGGUAAGCUUGAAUUGGUAGUUGUAGCUCUAGGAGUCUGAUGAAAUCUAAUUGCUGUCUGGUACUAACCUUCCAUCCUUGGGCACUUUGGUUGACUUGUAUUUUCUUUAAUAAAGGAGCAAAGCCACCAUGCCCUUGGAAAAGCUACUUUAAUAUCUACUCUUCACCUCAAUCAUUUGGCGAGAUCUUUAGAACAUAAUGAUCACCAACUUUAGGAAGAGGCCGUACAUUAUGUCUUCUCUUUUUCCAUCUACCCUUCAUUCACCUACUUCUAGGUAUACAAAGGAUACGUGGAUGAUCCCAGGAACACAGACAAUGCCUGGAUAGAAACGGUGGCCAUUAGUGUGCAUUUUGAAGAGCAUAAUGAUGUGGAGAUGAAGCGUAUGAAUUCGGUACAUGCCAUAAUGCACCCUUAUUACCCUUAUGCCACAAAAUUCUCCUCUAGAGGUAGUGGGAUGAAAGCCCCAGGUUUUGCAGAAACCAUGGCAUGAAAUCUUGCUGUGUAAGAGGGAGAAAGGGCAGCUCCUUAGAUCUUAAGCAUCAGAAUGGGCAUGGUACCAAGUGAAAAUAUGUGGGAAGCUUAAGAAAGACGAUGCUGAGGGCAUAGAAAAAGAAAUCAUUGGAAGAAAUGAAUGGGCAGAUAUUAGAGAGGUGGUUCUCUGUGUGUGCAUGUAUGCGUCUGAGUGUGUGAGAGAGAUAAUUACCUAAUACUACUCUGUAAUUAAAAUAUUGCAUUGCAGUUCCUGAGGGCUGUAAUCAGGAAUAUUCAGCACACCUUGGUGUAAUCAGAUACAGAGCACGGUGCUAUAUAUAGCAGAAAGUAGAAAGAAGUGGAGCAGGCCCCAAGAGUGCCUGUUUUGACUAUUUCCCACAGGUUCUUUUAAUACCCGGUAGACCCCUGUUAGUAGAUGUAUUGAUGGUUCUGAGAGAAUCUAUCCAUAUCACUUGGACUGUGACUGUGGCUUGUGAGAGGCUGAUAGGAAGCUGACAGUAACCUAUAUUCCUUUUGGGGUUUUUUUCUGCAGUUUCUCCAGGGCUGUGAUCUGGAGGCGACCGUCCGGUGGCAGGUUGUGGAUAAGAGAAUCCCUCUUUAUGUGAACCACAAAGAACUCCUGCAGAAAGCAUGUGUCCUCCUGGGGGCAUACUACUGA